Hippoglossus stenolepis (Pacific halibut) is the source of this 6574-nucleotide messenger RNA. Its product is annotated as zinc finger protein 236. The transcript is spliced from 32 exons. Gene Ontology annotation, biological process: regulation of transcription by RNA polymerase II. The record is from RefSeq and is a predicted model, not a curated record. Lineage: Eukaryota; Metazoa; Chordata; Actinopteri; Pleuronectiformes; Pleuronectidae. Gene Ontology annotation, cellular component: nucleus. Gene Ontology annotation, molecular function: DNA-binding transcription factor activity, RNA polymerase II-specific; RNA polymerase II cis-regulatory region sequence-specific DNA binding. The coding region runs from base 36 to 5609 and encodes 1857 amino acids.
GCGUUCACAGCACACCCGCCCCGACUACUGGAACUAUGCCGCGGGGCCGGCCUCGCAAACUGAGAGUUAAAAGCAGCGACGGAACAGAUGCGGAUCCCAGUGAAAAUAAGCCGGAAGGUUACAGUGAUGGAGAGGUCAAGGACAAGAAGUGCAGAAUAUGCUGUCAUGUCGUCACCACUGACAGCCAGCUGCAGAAGCAUCUCCGUGAGCAUGAGAGCAACGAUAAGCCCCAUCGCUGUGACCAGUGCCCACAGACAUUUAACGUGGAGUUCAACCUCACCCUCCACAAGUCCACACACACCACCUGCGACUUCACCUGCCCCGUUUGCAAGAAAAGGUUCUCACGCAUCGCCAGCCUCAAAUCUCAUAUCAUGCUGCACGAGAAGGAGGAGAAUUUGAUCUGUGUAGAGUGUGGAGAUGAGUUUGUUCUCCAGAGUCAGCUCUCUAUGCACCUGGAGGAGCACCGCAAGGAGCUGUCUGGAAUCAAGGUCUACACCUGCAAGACCUGUGACAAGGAGUUCAAGACGUCUGCGCACCUCAAGGAGCACACGAGGAGCCACGCCAAGAUGAGGCCGCUCUCCUCUAGUUCAAGAAACUACAAGAAAAACAUUGAUCGUAGUGGGUUCACAAACAGCUGCCAUCACUGCGGAAAGGCUUUCAAAAAGCCCAGCCAGCUCGUCAGACACAUACGAAUACACACAGGUGAGAGGCCCUAUAAGUGCUCACACUGUGGCAAGGCUUUCAACCAGAAGGUGGUGCUGCAGACUCACAUGGUGAGACACACUGGAGAGAAACCUCACCUCUGCAUGUUCUGCCCUGCUUCCUUCUCCCAGAAGGGGAACCUGCACUCCCACGUUCACAGAGUUCACUCUGAGACCAAAGGGGUACCCCUGUUUCCAUGCAUGGACUGCAGCUGUGUAUUUAAGAAGCUGGGUAGCCUGAACGCCCACAUCAGCAAGAUGCACAUCUCUGUGAUCGAGGUGCCCUCCAGCACUCAGGAGACAGAGACGACAGGUCAGGGAUCGGGGGUGUCAGAGGGCGGCGAAGGGGUGACAGAUGUCAUCCAGCAACUUCUUGAGCUGUCUGCACAGGUCAGUGGGGAGACGGCGCAGCCCCAACCUCCAGAGCCAGCUAUUACCAUGGAAACGUCCAUCAACCAGGACAUCUUGCAGCAAGCUCUGGAGAACAGUGGGCUGAGUGUGGUCCAGCCACAGGGUGAUGCUAUGUCGAGAGAAUCGCAGAACCAGACCACAGAUGACGCUGCUGUAGAAAGCAAGAAAGUGCAAGGCCCAGACAAACCAAUCAGGGAGAAGAAAAGGAGCAUUUUCAAGAAACCCAUACAAAUGCCAGGCUCCAUCAGGGAAGAGAAUGGUGUACGCUGGCAUGGCUGCCCAUACUGCUCCAAGGAGUUCAAGAAACCCAGUGACCUUGUUCGCCACAUCCGCAUCCACACCCACGAGAAGCCUUUCAAAUGCAAACAGUGUUUCAGAGCUUUUGCCGUCAAGAGCACCCUCACGGCACAUAUGAAAACGCACACGGGUAUUAAGGCCUUUGAGUGUCAGUGCUGUCUGAAGUGCUUCUCCACUUCUGGCAGCAUGAAGGUACACAUGCGGCUGCAUACAGGUGUCCGUCCUUUCGCCUGCCCUCACUGCGACAAGAUCUUCCGAACAUCAGGCCACAGGAAAACACAUAUUGCUUCUCACUUCAAAAGCGUGCAGCAUAAGAAGCACAAAUUUCCACGGAAAUCCAACAAAGCCAAAGUGUCGAAGAGUAAUCUACCUCUUCCUGACAUCCCCCUGCAGGAACCCAUCCUCAUCACGGACUUCAGCCUCAUCCCAUCCCAGAACCCACGCCUGGCUUUCCAGCAGUACCUGGAGGUGGUGGGCAGUGACCGGCCUUAUAAGUGCCAGUUCUGCAGUAAGGCCUAUAAGAAAUCAAGCCAUCUGAAACAGCAUGUCAGGUCUCAUACGGGAGAACGACCCUACAAGUGUAUCCAGUGCAGUCGAGGUUUCGCCUCCUCUGGAGUGCUCAAAGCUCACAUCAGGACACACUCGGGCCUCAAGGCGUACAAGUGCCUGAUGUGCGACACCACGUUCACCACCAGCGGCAGCCUGCGGCGCCACAUGACCACCCACAGUGACCUACGACCUUACAUGUGUCCCUAUUGCCAGAAGACCUUCAAGUCAUCACCCAACUGCAGGAAGCACAUGAAAACACACAGGUAUGAAUUGGCCCAGCAGCUGCAGCCCGAGACAACAGACGAUCCACUUGGAGCAAGCUCUGUGGCCCAUGAUAUGCAGGUGGAAAUAGAGGGUGAUUCCCUCCAGCAACAACCUGCCACCUCAGAAGAGCAGCAAAACAUGCUGGGACUGAGUCAGGCGGAGGUUGUGAAUGGAGGUCAACAAGUGACACUGGAGGCACCUCUGAGUGAUCAGCCACUGGUACAAGGAGAGGAAUCUCUUUCUGUGUUGACAGAUUCAUAUGUGGCCACCCAGCAUGCUAUGCCUCAGAAUAUCAGCCAGUUUGAGACACCAGCACUUCCUCAGCCUGCCUUUGACCAGCAAGCUCUAACGCAAGGUUUCACCAUCAGUGAAUCAAACUACAGUCAGUCCCAGUUCUCCACUGUCCAGCAGCUGCAGGAUUCCAGCACCCUGGAGUCCCAGGCACUGUCCUCCAGCUAUCACCCCCCCAAUCUGAUGCACGACCCCAGUGCUGAGGAGACGAAUGGGCUUCUUCAGCAGAGCAGUCAGAGUGAGCUUCAGCUGACUGAGACACAGGACUACCAGGACAACAGUGAAGACAACACCAAAAGAGCCUACAGGUGCAAUUGGUGUAAUAAAGGCUUCAAAAAGUCCAGCCAUCUGAAGCAGCAUGUGCGCUCCCACACUGGGGAGAAACCAUACAGAUGCCACCUCUGUGGACGAGCCUUUGUGUCGGCCGGAGUGCUGAAGUCCCACCUCAACACACAUACAGGAGUGAAGCCCUUUAAGUGUAACGUCUGCGAUGCCUCUUUCACCACCAAUGGCAGCCUGAAUCGUCACAUGAUUAUACACAUCAAAUCUUUCAAGUGCUCCAUGUGCGACGACAGCUUCAGGACCAGCCAGCUGUGUAAAAAGCAUAUGAAGAAGGAGCAUUCUGUGGACGAUCAGAUUAUUGGUCUGGAUAGUCAAGACAUUGAGGAAGAUGAGGAAGACGAGGACAGCGAGCAGAGACUGUCAAAGAGGAGGGGUUUGGAGAUCAUUACUUUCACGGAGGAGCAGGCGGCUGAGCUAGCGAAGGAUCCCGGCGAGGAGGCUUCUGUGUCCGAGCGGAUCCUCGCGCAGUCAGCGGCUGAGAGGGAUCGCAUCAGCGAGAUCAAAGACAAGGCUGUGGAGCUGGAGACAGAACCGAAGUUUGCAAACUGUUGCGCUUACUGUCCCAAGAGCUUCAAAAAGCCCAGUGACCUUGUCAGGCACAUCAGGAUCCAUACAGGAGAAAGACCUUACAAGUGUGAUGAAUGUGGGAAGAGUUUUACAGUGAAAUCUACUCUGGACUGUCACGUAAAGACGCAUACAGGUCAGAAACUUUUCAGCUGUCACAUGUGCAACACCUCCUUCUCUACAAAGGGCAGCUUAAAAGUGCACAUGCGCCUCCAUACAGGCUCCAAGCCCUUCAAAUGUCCCUUCUGUGAACUCCGCUUCAGAACAUCAGGACACCGCAAAACCCACAUCCAGUGUCACUUCCGUCCAAACAGCGACAGCCGCAAGUCCAAGCGGUCUGCCUUGUUGGCUGGUCAGGCCGGUCAGGACCCAGGGACAGCUCAGGCUCAGGGGCAGCAGCCGUCUGCUUCAGAUGCUCUUCAAUCUGUGGGUCUUCUACAAGCAACCAGCUCUGACUCCAGCAUUUACCUCCCUGCCAACCAAGUCCUGACAGGGCAGUUUGACCAGAAUCUGCUGCAGCAGGGGCUGGUGGGACAGGCCAUCCUGCCGGCCUCUAUGUCAGCUGCUGGAGACCUGACUGUGUCUCUCCCAGAAGGUCUGACCACACUGGACGGCAUCCACCUUCAGUUGACGCCUGCUAACCUGGUGUGCCCCAACGUACAGAUCUCUGGCAUCGAUACCAACAACAUCACGCUACAGAUUGACCAUGCCCUCCUCCAGCAGACCUUGCAACAGGGCGGCCUCCUCUCUCAUCCCCUGAGCGUCGACAAUGGCCUCGUUUCCCACUCUAACAGUCAGCUCAUGUCCAGCAGCGACCCCUCCGUGUCGGCCAAUGUCGUCCUCCACCCACUGACCAGCCUGGCCCUGCAGCCCUCCACCAUCACGUCUGCUCAGGUCACGAUGGCUGGCCUCUCUGAGCAGGAUGCCGCAGGUUCUCAUGACCUAAGCCAUGUAAUAAGCAGCUCUGGGCUGGUAGCCGGAGGCAGCAACGGUCAGGAGAUCACACUGACCAUCAACAACUCCAGCUUUACGCAAGCCUUAGCCCAGGUACAGGCCCAGGCCUCAGCUGCUGGUUCUAGCAACGGGGCAGGAAACACUCAAGAGAUUACCCUAACCAUAUCAGGUCAAGAUCUGCUCCCCCAGCAUAGCAACCACAAUGGUGCCGAGAUCAAUGGCAGCCUCAGACUGGCAUCACCGCUCAGUGGCCAGCCCACAAGUGCAACCUUGACCAUCAGCAAUGACCACCUCCUACCUCACAGCCCCGCCAGCACUGGAAUGGCAGGAAACAGCCUGACACCCAGCACCACCCUGUCACACACAGCUGUGUCCCAGAGCCUCGUGAUGUCACCGGGAGGCGACGCCAGCGAUGGCAGUGUUACACUUACCCUUGCUGAUGCACAGGGAAUGCUGGAUGGCGUCACGCUUAAUCUCAACACACAGAGUCAGACAUUUCCUGCGGUGCUGAAUGACUCUGGUCUGUCGGGGCAGUCAGGCGGCUCAGGCCAGCAGGUCAUACUGGUCAGCCACCAUUCACAAUCUGCAAACGGAGCGUCAGACAAUGGGUAUAAUAUUCCUGACGAUGGACACAAGGGAGAGAAGGACACACAGAUGGAGGGUGAAAACCGGAACCAGUGUUACUACUGUAACCAGGUGUGCCAGAAUGCCAACUCACUGCGACGCCAUUGCAGGCAAGCUCAUGGCAAGGACCGCUGUCAUGUCUGCAGCCUCUGUAACAAGGCUUUCAAGCGAGCUACACACCUGAAGGAACAUGAACGGGUGCACCAGCCGGGCCCCUCACCCAGCUCCCAGAAACCCAGAGUCUUCAACUGCUCCUCCUGCGUGAAGGCCUUCGCCAAGCGCAGCCAGCUGGAGAGACACAACCGAACACACACAGGCGAGCGUCCCUUCAAAUGUAGUCAGUGCGACAAGGCCUUCAACCAGAAGAGCGCUCUGCAGGUCCACAUGGUCAAACACACUGGAAAGAAGCCCUUCAAGUGUGAGAUGUGCAGCAUCAGGUUCACACAGAAGAGCAACAUGAAACACCACAUGAAGAGAUCCCACGGCUACGGUCAGAUCCAAGAAGUGUCCCUGAGCCAAGACGAAACAGCACCUCAGGUUGAAGUAACGUCGGAACUUGACCUGGAGGUUGUUCCUGAAUCAUCAGGAGACUGGCAAAAUGUCUUUUCCUAAACACGAACCACGAGUCCUAAGAGUCAAAAAGCACUGAGCAGCGUACUAAGCACUGCGUUUUACAACUGAAUGAAUGUGUCCAACAUAUUCCUCCUCUCAAAAGGGUUAUUCGGUUCGAAGGAGACAUUUAAGACCUUUUAGAUUUGCUCCACUGUAAAUCGAGGGCUUUUACCGUGGCGGCAGCAGCCCCCUGCUGUUAGUCCAAAUUAGCAGAGAACUAAAGAGAGUCUGGUUCCCUCUGAUUGGCUUAAUGACAUUUAUCUGUUUUUCUACUCUCUAAUUUCCAUCAAUAUGACAACCUCCGGAGAGGUUCGGCUCAAUAAACACAGGCAUCCCAAAGUAUUCUCCUCCAGUCCCACUAACGCUGCCUCUGUUCAAAAGAGAGGAAACAUGAGUUCUGCGAAAAAGAGGUUCCCCAGAGACGAGUUUGUUGUCUCUUCCUUAUUGUUCUGCUCCCAGUUCUGAACAUGGAGCUGCCAACAACCGCCCUGCUGCCAUGGCUUCUGAGACGGCACAUAGCGUAGAAAUCGUUUUUUCACUGGUUUACAACAGUUUUUUUUAACUUAUUUAUACUGUACAUAUUUUGUGUUGAAGUGAAAUAUCAAUUGCAGUUUGUCAUUAAAUGUCUGUUUCAGUUACAAAGCAGCAUCACACGUGUUUGUAAAGAUCGUCUGUGAGGACGCUGUUCUGGAGCUUUUUGACUGAACAUGUCAGCAUCAUGUUUCCUGCAGCCAUCCGAUCAUUUAGUUCAUGCUGUAAAUAGUCUAGUUAGAUUGCGUAUAUAUUUUCUGAUGAACUGGCACAACAUAGGUUUGUUUGGAAUUAUGUAAUUUGGGCAAAACUGUUGCAUUUGUAAUGAAGCAAAGCCAAUGUACAGACAAUAAGCUUUUUUUUUUUCUUUUUUUGCAGUUGUAUUUUCUAUUGUCCAUAGUAAAUUAAGGAGAUUAAAGUAAUUUUUCUACAAA